GCGUAAGGGCCGGCGCCCAUUGUCGGCAUCGGCAAGGAACAGGAUCCUUCGGCAUCCUACAUGCAAGCGCACACUGAUGGAAACUAUGCUUUGGCAUGCUGCAACGUUCUUAGGGAUGACGAGGCGUCCUUUAGCAUGCCGCACCGUCCUGUAGCUUGCCGAAGCGUCUCAAUAUCGUAUUUCUCGUCAAAACAGUUUCAGAGUUGUUACAAGCUAGUUGUGUGAGUUGUAUUUAAUAUGGUGGACUGGGAUCUAGUGCUCAUAGCAGCUCUUGCUGAAGAAGAAGAGAAAUCUAAUCAAUCAAGAAGAUUUUGGGUGAACAACCUUUGGAAGCAACGAUAUACGUCCGGUGAAUUCAACAAUUUAUUCAAUGAUUUGCGUUAUGACGUGCGAAAAUUUUAUGACUACUAUAGAAUGAGUUAUGAAAAUUUUGAAAGUCUGGUUCAUUUGCUUCGACCUUUCAUGGAGAAAAAACAAUCAAAUUUUCGCACACCUAUAUCUGUUGAAGAAAGAUUGUCUGUGUGCUUGAGGUUUUUAAUCACAGGAGUCAGUUUCAAAACUUUAGCAUUCAAUUACCGAAUGGGAUUUAGUACAGUUCGUUGUAUAGUCCAUGAAACCUGCCGUGUAAUCUGGAAUAUUCUUGGCCGUAUCGUUCUGCCAAAACCAACAACAGCACAAUGGAAGAUAAUUGCUAAAGACUUUGAUGAAAUAUGGAAUUUUCCAAAUUGUAUUGGUGCCAUAGAUGGCAAGCACUUCAAGAUACGAGCUCCAAAUAAUAGUGGAAGUAUGUAUUUUAAUUAUAAAAAAUUUUUUAGUAUCGUUCUGUUGGCUGUAGCAGAUGCUAAAUACAGAUUUGUCAUUGUCGAUGUAGGUGCUUAUGGUAGAAAUAGCGACGGUGGUAUAUUAGAUCAUUCAAAAUUGGGUUUAAAAUUGCAAAACGACACCUUAAAUAUUCCUCAAAAUGUGAGCUUACGAGGAAUAACUGAAGAAUUACCCUAUGUUUUUGUUGCUGAUGAAGCAUUUCCACUAACGAAAAAUAUAAUGAGACCGUACCCUGCGAAUCAAUUGGCAAAUAUAGAGAAAAGAGUUUUUAAUUACAGACUAAGUCGAGCAAGGCGUAUUGUGGAGAGUGCUUUUGGCAUUCUUCAAUCAAGGUUUGAAAUAUUUCAGAGGAGAAUGCAAGUACAAGCAAAAUAUAUAGAUAACAUCAUUUUAGCCUGCUGUUCUUUACAUAAUUACAUCAUUAACAAUGCAACGACGGAACUUCCAAACCCACUACAGGAAAGUGACAUUUUAGAAAGUUCCGUGGAUAACAAUGUAGUUGGCGAUACCGAUAUUAUCAUGUGCGAGGGUAUGGUCAUUAGAGAUCAAUUUAAACAAUAUUUUAACUCUGAACAUGGGUCAGUUAGUUGGCAGAAUAAUAUUGUCAAUAGAUCAUAAAAUACCAACGAUCUAUAAGUCAAUGUAAUUAAUUAUAUAUUAUAUAUACUUAUACUUAUUAUAACUCAAUAAAAAAUACAAUGUUUAUGAUGCUUACUUACGUGUUUU
Messenger RNA from Pararge aegeria (speckled wood butterfly), 1548 nucleotides. RefSeq names its product protein ALP1-like. The transcript is spliced from 2 exons. The record is from RefSeq and is a predicted model, not a curated record. The coding region runs from base 238 to 1440 and encodes 400 amino acids. Lineage: Eukaryota; Metazoa; Arthropoda; Insecta; Lepidoptera; Nymphalidae.